AUGACGAUAGCUCUUACAGGAUUCAUCGAAGAUUCCAUCUCCCCGCUCGGAACCACGGUGCUCCCCAUCACCCUUGGGGAGGAAUUGAGGAUGAAAACAUUAAUGACCGCCUUCAUGGUGGUCGACCUACCAUCAGCCUAUAAUGUCAUCCUCGGUCGCUCGACCCUCAACAGGAUCCAAGCGGUGGUCUCCACCUAUCACAGAACCAUCAAGUUCCCAACCUCGACAGGGAUUGGGGGGGCUUGGAGCGACCCAAGGGAGUCGAGGCGAUGCUACCUCACCACAGUCGCUCUCCCGCCAAAGCCUCGCCCAACGACGGUUCCCGACCCCCGUGAGGCAUCUGUAUCACAAAUGACGCUGGAGCCCCCGAAAUCGCUUAUCGAAGUGCCCUUGAAGCGGGGCAGACCCGUCCAAACCAUUAGAAUCGGGACUGCGCUCCCCGAAGCAGACCGGCUUCACCUUGUCGAUUACCUAAGGGAGAACGCCGACCAAUUUGCCUGGUCCCCCGAGGAGAUGCUUGGGAUUGACUUGGAGGUGGCGCAACACCGCCUCAACGUCGACCCUGGGGAAAGACCGAUAAGGCAAAAGCUUCGAAGGUUCACCCCCGACCAGCAGAGGGUGAUCCGAGACGAGGCCGAUCGCUUCAUAAAGGCUGGGUUCAUCGCCGAGGUUAAGAUAGACCAGUUGGUCGAUGCCACCGUCGGUCAUGAACGCCUUACGUUCUUGGACGCGUUCUCCGGCUACAACCAAAUCUGGAUGGCGACCCAAGACCGAGAAGAUACUACCUUCGUCACCAAUCAGGGGGCGUACUGUUACAAAGUAAUGCCUUUUGGCCUGAAGAACACCGACGCGACCUACCAAAGGAUGGUCGACAAGCUUUUCAAACAACAGCUCGGGAGAAACAUGGAGGUGUACAUAGAUGACAUGAUUGUAAAAAGCAAGGUCGCAGGGACACAUUUGGCCGACCUGGCGGAAACAUUCCAAACCCUUAGACAGUUCAACCUGCAUCUGAACCCAGCAAAGUGCGUCUUCGGGGUCAGCUCAGGGAAGUUCCUCGGCUUCAUCAUUCACCAAUGGGGAAUUGAUACCAACCCAGAGAAAGUUCGCGCCAUUACUGAGAUGCACUCCCCCCGCUCGGCCAAAGAAGUACAGCGACUUGCCAGGAGGCUGGCAGCGCUCAGCAGCUUCACUUGGACCCCGAAAUGCGAGGAGGCCUUCAAGAAGUUGAAGGAAUGCCUCGUCUACUUGCCUCGACUCACCUCGCCUGAGCUAGGCGAGACCCUUGGCUUCUACCUAGUGGCCUCACCACAAGCUAUCAGUUCAGUGCUAAUUCGGGAGGUACCACCGAUGCAACAGCCGAUGCAUUACAUCAGCCAUGUCCUCGGAGGGCCCGAAAUACGAUACCCCCCGAUUGAAAGGCUGGCUCUCAUCCUUGUCCUGACAGCCCGGAAGUUGUGGCCCUACUUCCAAGCUCAUACAAUCAAGUACUCCCUCAGGACAGCCAUUAAAGCUCAGGUGCUAGCCGAUUUCAUUUCCGAGCUGGCGCCUGAGUACCGCGCUGUAGGGCGGCAAAGUGGCCAGGGCACGUGGACGUUGCACAUAGAUGGCUCUUCCACUUCCGAGGGGGCCGGGGUCGGGUUCGUCCUCAGAGGUCGGUCAGGAGAGGCCUAUGAAAGAUCUCUCAAAUUAAAAUUUCGGGCCACCAAUAACGAAGCUGAGUACGAGGCGCUACUCCACGGUCUGCAUCUCGCUCUGGAGUUACAUGUGGGCGAUCUUGAAGUCUUCAGUGACUCCCAACUGGUGACGGGACACAUCAAUGGGAGCUGCGAAGCCCGAGACCCCACGAUGAUAUCAUACCUAAUGGAGGUAAAGUGGCACGCCCGCUGUUUCGAUCACUUUUCAGUCACCAUAAUACCUCGGGCACAGAACGAACGGGCCAACGCACUAGCCAAAUUAGCCUCCACUCGCACCCUUGAGUCGGUCCCGACCACUGAGUCCAUGGCGGUCCCGACCAUACCAACUCACGAGGUCACCAAAACAAAUCUACCUCCGAAUUGGAUAGAAGAGAUCCUCCGCUUCAAGGCGGGUGGGAAAGAGCCCGACGAUUCCGCGGUUACAAGACGACUGAGGCGAGCUCAAGCGGGGUACUGCAUCAUCGGUGGAAGAUUGUAA
Musa acuminata subsp. malaccensis (wild Malaysian banana) is the source of this 2172-nucleotide messenger RNA. RefSeq lists its product as uncharacterized. The record is from RefSeq and is a predicted model, not a curated record. Gene Ontology annotation, molecular function: RNA-DNA hybrid ribonuclease activity; nucleic acid binding. NCBI's taxonomy places the organism in Eukaryota, Viridiplantae, Streptophyta, Magnoliopsida, Zingiberales, Musaceae.